This is a messenger RNA of Capra hircus (goat), 1946 nucleotides long. RefSeq names its product peptidylprolyl isomerase A (gene PPIA). The record is from RefSeq and is a predicted model, not a curated record. Bases 1422 to 1736 code for a protein of 104 amino acids. Gene Ontology annotation, molecular function: peptidyl-prolyl cis-trans isomerase activity. The transcript is spliced from 5 exons. NCBI's taxonomy places the organism in Eukaryota, Metazoa, Chordata, Mammalia, Artiodactyla, Bovidae. Gene Ontology annotation, biological process: protein folding; protein peptidyl-prolyl isomerization.
CUAGUUCAGGGUUGAGUUAUAGAGCUGCGGGUCUAGCUCCAGGGUUUCCCCAGAUGUCUUAAAAUCUUGAGAUAAAUGUAGAAAGAGGUCCCUCGCGCCCCUCCCGGCCCCCACCUCGAGCGGAAAUUUGCAGGCGGCCUUCCCUCCGCUGGCGCCGAGGCCCGCCUUCCGCUGCGGUGACUGGGUGGGAGGCGCCCGGGCUCCUCCCGGUCGUCGUCCUGCAGAAUGGACUAGUCCAGACUGGCUCCGCGGCAGGCCACCUCUGAUGGUUUCUUAACUAGUUAAGGGAUAUUAGGAGUACUUAUUAAUCAGUUUGUGAUUACAGCAAGGUAGCUAAGUAACUCGGCGUGCUCUUGAAACGGUAAAUGCGAUUCCGUUCCAGUUAACCGGGAGGUCUUGAAGUGUCCAUUCGCUCAAUCGUGUCCAACUCUGACCGCAUGGACUGCAGCACGCUAGGCUCCUCUGUCCUGCUGUCUCACUAGCCCUAAGUGGUUUUAUUCUCCUUAACGACCUCUCAAAAGCUGUCAGUGGUUAGUUUUAGGAUCUUAUUCAAGGAUGGAUGAGGGCAGAGGGUUUCCUGUCAUGAUAACUGUCCACGUUGGAGACACAUAGAAGACGCCUAAACCCUUGUUGGAGAUAACAUUAGGUUGUAUUGAGCCUAUACCCUACUCGUACUGUAGUCAGAACUAAGAAUUGGUAAGGACCCACGUGGAAGCUUGCCCUGAGGUAAAACUUUUCGGAGAAAUAAUAGAUCCUAUUGAUCUACGCCCCACUGUUAUCUGUAGUCAGCUGAUAAUUGAUCCGGAGCCACGUGGAAACUUGGCCUAAGCCUAAGGCUUCCUAGAGUGUGUCUCGCGUUAGCCACAGGGCUUAAUGGAAAUGAGAUAGGAACUCUUGGCAUAUCCAUUGGUGAGAAUAGAGAUGGAACUGCCAGUACGGACUUUUAACUUUAGUAACGGUUUACAAGGGAAGCGGGUGACAACAGGGUUUGAGAAACGUUAGACUUAGGAGAGACCAUAUGUUUUACAUACAAUACUUAGAAGCUAAAUAACUAGAUCUAAGAAACAUACAGGAUUUCAAUAGAUGAUUUAGUCACAGAUCUCUGGAAUAGUUAGUAAAAUAUUAUAAAGGGUUUGUUUAAGCAUGAUGUUUAAGCGUUUUUGGCCAAAAUGUUUUAUAUAUGCAGGAAAGGUUUGAAGCAGUUGUACUAGAAACCAAUCUUUAUUUUUUACCCCACUACUAGGUAAGGGACCUGGAAACCAAGAAGUGACUGCUCAUCCAAUCCAUAAAGCUAUGUUAACAGAUUGGAGCUGUUUGCAGACAAAGUCCCGAAGACAGCAGAAAACUUUCGUGCUCUGAGCACUGGAGAGAAAGGAUUUGGUUAUAAAGGUUCCUGCUUUCACAGAAUAAUUCCAGGAUUUAUGUGCCAGGGUGGUGACUUCACACGCCAUAAUGGUACUGGUGGCAAGUCCAUCUAUGGCGAGAAAUUUGAUGAUGAGAAUUUCAUUCUGAAGCAUACAGGUCCUGGCAUCUUGUCCAUGGCAAAUGCUGGCCCCAACACAAACGGUUCCCAGUUUUUCAUUUGCACUGCCAAGACUGAGUGGUUGGAUGGCAAGCAUGUGGUCUUUGGCAAAGUGAAAGAGGGCAUGAAUAUUGUGGAAGCCAUGGAGCGCUUUGGGUCCAGAAAUGGCAAGACCAGCAAGAAGAUCACCAUUGCUGACUGUGGACAAAUCUAAUAAAUUUGACUUAUGUUUUACUUAACCACCAGACCAUUCCUUCUGUAGCCCAGGAGAGCACCCCUUCACCCCAUCUGCUCGAAAUAUCCUAUAAUCUUUGUGCUCUCGCUACAGUUCUUUGGAUUCCAUAUUUUCCUUAUCCCCCUCCAAGUUUAGCUGGAUUGCAAAGUUAAAUUUAUGAUUAUGAAAUAAAAACUAAACAAUUAUCUG